UCAGUUCAGUGGAGACAAAUUUCUAUUUUGCUUCUUAAAGACUUCUCAUUUCUGAUGAGAAGUCGGAUAAAGUUACAUAAAACUCUGUGUUCUUUCUGUUCUUCCUAUUAUGACUUCCCUGUUUAGUUCCAAGUUAUUUUCACUUCUUUGUAACAGGAAUCAUUGUGAUCACAUUGUGACAAUUGAUCCAUGAGAGUAGUCUAACUGAGUGUGUGCAGUUGAGCCUGUUUUAAGACAGAACUUUCUUCAGAUUUUUGUAAGAACUGCACUGAGUAGAAAAUGCCAGGCCUAGAUUGCAGGAAAGUGCAGACCUGAGUAGCAAACCUACAAAGAUCUGGGGUUUGCAGUGGUCUUCCACCUUCUACACUUUUGCAUCCUUGAGCGCUUGUUUUCAGUGAAGUGAAGCACAGAGAGGAAGAAAAACGAUUUUAGCUUCAAAAACUGAACUAAAAGACACAGAAUCUGUUCAAAAUUAAGGUCGACUUUCAGAAUGAAGGUGAUUGUGUUGUUUGUGUUUGUGCUGGGUGCACUCUCUGCAGCAGGGGAAGUUUUCCUUGCAAAUGUUGGGGGUAAAGUCACAUUGAACUGUGGAGUCAACAGCUACAGAAACUCUCUGACAUGGCAUCAUGGAAAUGACUUUCUUCAUAGUAUUUAUCAGAGAGGCUUCCCUCGCAAAGGCAGUGUUGAACUUGCACAGAGGUCAGUCGUGAGACAGACGAACCUGGAAAUCUCCAGUGUGAGAGAAACAGAUGCUGGACAGUUCACAUGUUCGGCAGAUUGGACACGUCAUGAACAUUCACUUCUUGUGUUCUCAGUUUCGGUCUCUGUGACUCCCUCUGCUGUUCUCAAACUGUGUGAUGAGGCAACGCUCCACUGUGAGGUGAAACAUCUGCUAAAAGGUUGUGAAGUGAAGUGGAAGAGCCCAAAUGCUGAUUCACCUGAAUGGCCAUCAACAGUUCAACUCAAAUCUGUAACAAGCUCACAUAAUGGGACCUGGGAGUGUAUCAUCACCUGUGAUGGCAAACAACUGAAGCCUCCAACUUCAACAACUCAACCAUCCACCCGAAAGAACAUCACAUUAUUUGUAACGAGUGUUCAGAAGACAACAUGUACAACAUGUACAACAUGUACAACAUGUACUGCCGACGAUUGCCCACUGGGACUCUCCUGUUGGAUGUGGAUUGCAAUGGGGGUGUGCUGCCAGUUUGGGAUGUUCCUGAUAGUUUGUGUCACAGUCUUGUGUAAGUGCAUGAGUGGAAGGAUGGUAUGUGAGGAAAGGCGUUCAUCAAGUAUUUAUGUAUAGUGUUGAUAGCUGUGGUUACAGAUUAUGUUGGUCUAACCUCUUCGCCGAAUGUGUAACUGAUCAGAUUCAUAGUUUCACUACACGAAGUCUAACUGAGUGUCUCGGAUUAUCUAUUACACUCUUCAGUAAAUCAGUAGAUGUACAGAUGAAGUAUUUGUUUUGUUUCCUGGGCUUUGCUGAGUAAAACCGAGAACCACCUGAAAUCUCUCAGACAUCUGUUCAGGCUUUUCUCCCAAAUUACACUUUAUUGCCAAAAGUAUUUAUUCGUCUGCCUCCAAACGCACAUGAACUUGAGUGACACCCCAUUUUUAAUCCACAGGAUUUAAUAUAAUGUAGGGUCAACUUUUUCAGUUAUAACAGCUAUAAUUCUUCUAGGAAGACUUUCCACAAAGUUUUGGAGUGUGUUUAUGGGAAUUCUUGACUGUUCUUCCAGAAGCACAGUUGUGAGAUCAAACACUGAGAUGAGAAGGCCUGGUUUGCAGUCUCUGCUCUAAUUCAUCCUAAAGAUGUUCUGUUCAAAAGUUCUUCCUUACCACAGUCGCUCAUCCAUGUCUUUAUAGACCUUGCUUUGUGCUGUCUUGUAGAGGAACAGGAAGAGGCCAUCCUCAAACUGUUCACACAAAGUUGGCAGCAUGGAGUUCUCCAAAAUGUCUUGGUAUGCUGAAGCAGUAACAAUUCCUCUUACUGGAGCGACCAAGCUCUACUCCAGAACAACAAUCCCACACAAUAAUCCCCUCUACACCAAACUUUACAGUAAGUCCAAUGCAGUCAGACAAGUACCGUUCCCCUGGCAACCUUUAAACCAGACUCAUCCACUGGAUUGCCAGAUGGAGAAGUAUGAUUUGUCACUCCACAAAUCAUCUAUCCACUGCUCAAGAGUCCAGCGGUGGCAUGCUUUAAACCACUGCAUGUGAUGUUUUGCAUUGUCUUUGUUGAUGUGAGGCUUGGAUGCAGCUGCUUGGUUGUGUAAAGCCCAUCCCAUGAAGCUCCCUGUGCACUGUUCUUGAGCUAAUCGUAAGACCUGAAGUUUGGAGGUCUGUUGCGAUUGACUCUGCAGAAAGUUGGAGACUCUGCACACUAUGAAGCUCGGCAUCCGCUGACCCUACCCUGUGAUUUUACACAACCUAUCACUUUAUAGCUGCAUUCCCGAUCGCUUCCACUUUGUUAUAAUGCCACUAACAGCUGAUUGUGGAAUAUUUAGUAACAACAACAUUUCACAACUGGAUUUGUUGCAAGAUGGCAUCCUAUCAUGGCACCACACUGGAAUUCAAUGAGCUCCUGAAAGCGACUCGUUGUUUAACAAAAGUUUGUAGAAGAGGUCUGAAUGCCUACGUGGCUUAUUUUAUACGCCUGUGGCCAGAGAAGUGACUAGAACACCUUGUUCUACUGAUGUCAGUGCUCUAAUGGCAGCCAAACAUUAGAGCGACUUUGUUGUAGCUUCACUCUUUGUGCUAACUCUGACUGUUGGUUUCCACUGCCAUCAGUAGUCACCUUCAGUCCCCUCCUCGACCUGUUAGAGUGAGGAGAUAACAACUAAUGUGUUUUACAGAAAGAAAAGAAAGCACCAAAACAACUUGUUUUCCUUUGGUUUGGAGAUCGUGAUUUUUCAAUGAUUCAUGUUUCGUUUUAUUUUACUUAAAAAAAAAAAACUUUGUUACUUCUGUUG
Molecule: messenger RNA, 2969 nt
Organism: Pundamilia nyererei
Lineage: Eukaryota; Metazoa; Chordata; Actinopteri; Cichliformes; Cichlidae
Product: T-cell surface glycoprotein CD4-like
Exons: 7
Coding region: 491-1303 (270 amino acids)
Source: RefSeq, a predicted model, not a curated record